AGUAAAUACGCUACGGCAUGCUUUCAGUUAUUGGAUACCUCGCAAUACCGAUACGGAUAGGCCCGAGGUUGUUGAUAAGGAUUCUCCGACAGUAAUUCUGGUCUCCUCCCUAUACCGGCCUCAACUACUUUGCCAGCUUCUCAAUUGCUAACUGAGCCUUUGUGUUUGCUUUGUCUAUUAGCUGGAGUAUCAUUGCUUAGUUGGUAGAGGCGUUCUCAUGUACCUGGAUAAUUGACGUCGAUGGAGACACCAAAGUCCGAGUUGAUGGAAGCAAUCCUGCUCUCCAGUUCUCUUCAUGACGUACUGCUGUACCUCCAUGACCAUCCGUAUCCUCACGUUCCCAAUCCGCCAGCAUGCAAGAAACGCGCCUCCGUGGCCCUCGUCCUUCGUGUCCGACCUACAUAUAACCACUGGCCCAAUUCGCAACAUCCGUCUCUCUCUCCGCAAGAGAACAACACUACGUCAGUCAAGCAACGCUUAAAUACUUUUUUCUCUCAGGACUGGGUUCAGAACGGUGAUCCCGAGGCUCUCUUCAUCAAACGAGCUUCCCGUGUGGGAGAUCGCUGGACUGGCCAUGUUGCUCUACCUGGAGGAAAGCGAGAUCCAGAAGAUGCGGACGACAAAGCUGCUGCUAUUAGGGAAGCAUCAGAAGAAGUAGGGCUCGACUUAACGGCGGAUGAGUGUAUAUUUGUUGGGAAUUUACCGGAGCGUGUCGUAUCUACUGGCUGGACCUCCGUUCCCUUGAUGGUUCUUUGCCCUUAUGUGUUCCUUCUAACAUGCAGUGAUUCCCCGACCCUCCGACUACAGCCAACUGAGGUUGCAUCAACCCAUUGGGUUCCUCUCAGGGCUCUCCUUUCUCCUUCGCAGCGUACGGUGGAGUAUGUCGAUAUAUCGCAGCGCUAUGCGAAAACAUCUGGAUUCAUUACCCGCCUUACUUCUCGUUACAUCUUGGGCCUUAUGGAAUUUUCUGCUGUCCGGUUAAGACCGACUGAAAGCCUUCAGUGCAAUCAGUCGUUUGGGGUUGCCGUUAAAGACGGCCGAGGACCGUCUCUUCCAAUGCAACGAUUAAGGACGUGGUUCUUGGGCAACCGAGCUGAUCCUGAGAACCAAACCCAGCCCCUUCUUCUAUGGGGUUUGACUCUCGGUAUUCUAGCUGACUUUUUAGACAUGCUCCCGCCUCACACAGCUGUGCAGCUGUGGGAGUACCCUACGUUUACCUUCCCCGAUCUACGAUUGAUUACCAGCAUCCUAACUUAUCGCCUACGGAAACGCAACAAGCUCCAGGCCAAGUCUGGAUCUCCAUUGAGCAACACAGCGGUUGGCAGUCAAACAUCUGCUGUGACUGUAACCGGUGAUAACGAUGCUGCGGACGCGAACCGUUUUCAUAAUGAAGUUGGUAUCGAGGGGCUAGGAGUUGGCAGGUAUUAUGGGUCAUCUAAGAGCAAAGAGUCGGAACGGGAUACACAUGCUGUUGGUAUAAUGCUUAAAGGCUAUUAUGCUAAACUCAGAUUGGCUAUCCAGAUUUUCUUGGCGUGGCGAGCUGCGAUAGGUUCCUUAGCUGCGAUUUACGCAUGGAAACUAUUCCGACGCCAAAAAUAAUUGCACAUUACUAAGUGUUGCCAUAUGGACAUCAUACGGAGUAAUGGACCUGUAUAUAAUUUCAAGUAUUAAGUUUAAGUAGAGUAUGAUGCUGUAUCUCGUUCUCUAGAUACAUUAC
Molecule: messenger RNA, 1717 nt
Organism: Aspergillus caelatus
Lineage: Eukaryota; Fungi; Ascomycota; Eurotiomycetes; Eurotiales; Aspergillaceae
Product: NUDIX hydrolase
Exons: 2
Coding region: 241-1599 (452 amino acids)
Molecular function (GO): coenzyme A diphosphatase activity
Source: RefSeq, a predicted model, not a curated record